AAUCUAGCAUCAGAGAAGUGCGUUUUAGAUUCAGCUCAACAUUUGGUCCUUCGUAAAAUUGAGUUAUCCCCCACCCGAGGUAAGAAGCUCAAUGGAACUAGGCCUAUAAAGCAAUUUAAUAAAAAUUGUUUAACACCCACUGAAAAAUUAAAUUCUGUGAAGAAGCGUCCUCGUGGCUUUAAACAACGAGAAGAAAAAUAAUAAUAGAAAUCACAAUCCACUAAAAAGUGGAAAUACAGUGAAGAAGCGUUCUCGUGGCUUUAGACAACGAGAAGAAAAAAAAAAAACACAUAAUAAAAAUAUCAGAAAAAUAAACAAACAAAACUACAAAUAAAGUAAAAUGGUUCGUCAGCAGUUAUACAAGCGUCAAAAUGAGAUUGGUGAAUAUAUCAUCAAUUUGAAGCAAAGCUGCCUUAAGGAAACCGCAAGAAGUGUGGCUAAGGAAACCUGCAAAGCCCAGUUGGGGCAAGUUUGGCAGGAAUUCAAAAAUAACCACACGAAGUUAACCGAAUUGGGUAUCACCGAGGAACCGUACUUUAAAAACAAGUAUUAUGAGAAGGUGAACUCAUUGGUGGAGGAAAUCUGUGCAGCCCUAGAGACGAACGAGGAUGCAGCCAGCCAAUUGGAAACUGGAAAAACUGAAUCGUCGGGGUUGAAAUUACAACAAAUCCAACCGCAGGAAAAUGGGGAGUCCAAAAAUGAGAAGGAAAGAAUAGCGGGAAAAAGGAAGGAAAGAAUAAGAAAACUUAUUCGAAAGUUAGUAGGAGAACUACUAGAGUUGGAACAACUCAAUAUUAAAGUCUUGCUGGAAGAAGCAAAAAGAUCAUGGGAAACACAGAUGAAUCAAAUUAAUGAUCUAUUAUGGGAACUCACUAUCAACCAUGAGGGGUCUUACGAAGACAUCACUAAAGAAGUUGAUGAAGUAGAAAACCUCUACAAAAGAAGUAAAACAACGCUGAUCUUAAGAUUGGACAAAUGUAAGGAGGAGAGAUGUCCUAUAAAACUAGCGGAGAUAAAAAUACCGGACUUCUACGGUAACGUGGAAGAAUGGCCAUCUUUCCAUGAUUUAUACAAGAAGCUCGUACAUGAGGCCGAGAGCUUAUCGGACGUUGAGAAAAUGUUUUAUCUGAAAGCUCAUAUUAAAGGAGAAGCGUCAAAAGUAAUUAAACAUUUACCGGCAGAUGGAAGCAAUUACCAGCCAGCGUGGGAGAUACUAAAUCAACGCUUUGGAAAUAAAAGAAUUUUGUUUCAAACGAUACUAGACCGAUUGUUAGAUCAACCCCAUGUGUGUAGUGAGAACGCUAAACAAGUAAAAGGAUUACUUGAUACAACAAUUGAAUGCGUCCAAGGGUUAAAAGCAAUGAAAUGCAACAUCGAGGAUGCUGUAAUGGCGCGUGUAAUCAUCCGUAAGCUAGACAAAGAAGGUUUAUUAUUAUACGAGCAGCAUACAAAGAAAUCGAAAGAAAUUCAGGAGCUUAAAGAUGUUUUGGAGUUCUUGGAGGAACGAUAUCAAAAUUUGGAGGCAGCAGGUACAAAGAAGUACAGCAGCAAUUACAAUCAUCGGCAACAGCAGCCUAUGAAAAGUACGACACUCUAUACGGAUAAAAGUGCGUGUCUAUACUGUAGAAAACAAGGACACUUAACGGAAGAAUGUCGAAGUCUGUUGAGAUUGCCAGUGGCGGAACGAGUAUCAUGGGUUAAAACAAAAAAUAUAUGCCAUAGAUGCUUGAACCACAAUCAGAAUGCAAGAUGCGAUAGUACCAUCAAAUGUGGAACCUGUGGGUUUAAACAUCAUUCGGUACUCCAUCUAACUAAGACAUCCACUACAUGUGUUGCUAACGGGACAAGGAGUGUCCUACUGGCAACGGCUCAGGUGCAGGUCAAGAAUAUACAUGAAGAGAUGGUUACCUUGAAAGCUUUGGUGGACCAAGGAUCACAGUCAACGUUUUUAAGGGAAGAAGCAGCACAGAUACUUCAAAUCCCUCGAGAAAAGGCCAAUAUGGAAUUGCAUGGACUAGGUGACAAUUUGGUGGGAGUUGCAAAAUCAAAAGUAAAAGUUAGGAUCCAUCCGAGAUUUCCCAGCAACUAUUCACUCGAUGUCGAAGCUCUUAUUUUACCAGCGUUAGCUUCCGUCCAUUUGGAUUCUUCGUUAGUACACAACCAGGGUGUAUGGAAAAACUUUCAAUUGGCUGAUCCAAACUACUACAAGAACGAGAGGAUAGAUAUGGUGCUUGGCGGAGAUGUGUAUGUGGACAUACUAAAGAACGGAAUACAUAAGAAGCAUGGAAUGUUGGGGCAACAUACCAAGCUGGGAUUAAUGUUGUCCGGCCCAUUAACGAUUCGAGUCCCAGUAGCGAAAAAAGGUGUCAAUGUCACUACAGAGAUUGAAAGAUUUUGGGAAACUGAAGAGUUGGAUAUGGACAUGGUUACAAACGAUGACAGCGAUUUUGAUGCAGAAAAUCCCGGAGCGGAAGACGAUGACGCCGAGGAUGAUGACGAGGACGACGACGAAGAUGAGGACGACGAUGGUGAUGAUGAUGACGACGACGAGGAGGAGGAUGAAGAUGAGUCGGAGGAUGAAGAGGUACAACAACCCAAAGCCAAACAACCUAAAUUGGAUAAGCCCGAGAAACAACAAAACGGCGUAGCCAAACAAAAGGAGCAACCCCCAACUGAGAAGAAAUCGAAAAAAGAAAAGAAAAAACAGAAACAAAAGGAGCAACAACAACAGCAGCAGCAACAGCAAAAUAAACAAGAUAAGCAACAAAAAGCUGGUGGUGAACGCUCCCUUUCUGGCGGCGUAAAAGUUGUGGACAUUCGUGUGGGCAAUGGACCAGAAGCUAAACCCGGUAAAAGUUCUCAGGUCUACUACGAAGGUCGCUUGCUUUCCAACAAUAAGGUAUUCGAUAGCGUGAAAACAGGCGCUGGCUUCAAAUUCCGGUUGGGGCGCGGUGAAGUUAUCAAAGGCUUGGAUGUCGGUGUCGUCGGCAUGAAAGUCGGUGGAAAACGUCGCAUAACUUGUCCUCCACAUAUGGCAUAUGGUUCACGCGGUUCUCCACCAACCAUACCACCUAACAGCACAUUGGUAUUCGAAGUCGACCAAAGAUUUGAUGACUUUGCUGCGGAUUCAUUUUGGAAGAAAUUGGCGCUAGUAAACAGCUGGAUGUUUAAAGUUUUCAACCAGACAACGGGACAUAUUCAAUGCUCGAGCCGCUCACAACGAAUAAUAGAGUUACCCCUGCAAGGCGUCUUGGAAGUGGAACCUGGCUGCACCGUUAGAACCCUAGGAACAACAAUCACUGCGCCGUUAAGCCUCCAGUCUAGUCGAGAUGUAGAAGAUAGAGUGAAUUUCACAGCAGACUUAGCUCAGAUUGAAGAAUUUAACAUGCUUCCUUUGGGACCAAUGAUUAUCAAUCACACCCGCCAAGUUGAUGAAGUGAUGACGAAGCUUAGAGAUGUCCAGAAAACAAAUGUCGAUCUAAGGGGCUUGCAGUUUCAUCAUAUGAGUGGUCAUGCUGCUCUUAUUUUAGCACAAGGUCAUUGUGUCACUAUAAACAAACACACUUUCUCACGCCUGCAUUAA
Molecule: messenger RNA, 3583 nt
Organism: Stomoxys calcitrans (stable fly)
Lineage: Eukaryota; Metazoa; Arthropoda; Insecta; Diptera; Muscidae
Exons: 3
Coding region: 341-3583 (1080 amino acids)
Cellular component (GO): chromatin; nucleolus
Molecular function (GO): macrolide binding; peptidyl-prolyl cis-trans isomerase activity
Source: RefSeq, a predicted model, not a curated record